ACUUCAGAGAUAGAUAUUAGAUUUAGAUAUUAGAUAACAUUGUGGUCGGAAAUUAAAGGAAGGGAAUAACCACUUGGUAAAUUCUUCCCUACUCAUCUUUUCAUCAACUGUUCUCUAAAUUCCUUCCCUAGUUCCCUGAAUCUGAAUGUACACAUCCCAUUUCCCAUGUACCUAUGCCCCUCCUUCAAAUGCCCGAACUAACCAGCCGCAACGUCAUCUGUGGAGCUCGCCAUGCGUAGCUCAGGCUUUCCAAUGUGAUGGCUGUGGUGUGUGUGCUGAUGUUGAAUUCGACUAGAAUAUCUUGUGCUUCAUAAAAAGAAGAAACAUCUGUUAUAUAGGCGUUUUCCUAAAUUCGGAUGGAUUAAUCUGAAAGCAACCAAAAAAAUGUUUUCAGAGUUGAAAAACAAUAAUGACAAAAUCGAGAAGCAGAAGUCGCUCAAAAUCACGAGACAGGGUGAGGAGAAGCAAACAUAAAAGACGCUCUAGGUCACGGUCGCGAUCGAGAAAAAAUGAAAAACAUCGGAUGCCUUCUAGUCGCAAGGAUUCUUCUGAGACUAAAUACAGGAAGAGGUCAAGAUCAUCGUCCUCUUCCAACAGUGAUUCUGAUGCUGGUUCCCGGAGAUUAAGGCUUGGUCGGAGUAAACUUAGUGAAGUCGAAAGACUCGCUGAAAUUGAACGUCAAAGAGCAGCCCAUAAUGCAAGAAUCAUGCGUCAAAAGGAACAGGAACAAAAGAUAGUGGAAGAAGAAACUGUCAAAAGAAUCGAGGAAAUGGUGGCGCAACGAGUGGCAGAAGAAUUGGAAAAGCGGAAGGACGAAAUUGAAGCUGAAGUCUUACGGCGUGUCGAAGAAGCCAAACAAAUAAUGGAACGACAAAUGCUGGAGGAGCUAGAAAGGCGACGGAAAGAGAGGCUGGAAGAAGAAAACCGCCGCGAGGAAGAGGAAAGGCGCAAACGCGAAGAGCUCGAACGGAUCGUGGAAGAGAAUAAUAAGAAAAUCGAGGAAGCCCAGCGUAAACUCGCGGAGGAACGUUUGGCCAUGGUGGAGCAAUCGAGAAAAAUGGAAGAGGAUCGACAAAGGAUGCAACGCGAGCACGAGAAACGGAUGCGCGACGAGCAAUAUUUGAUUUUGGGAAAAAAGAAUGCUCGACCCAAAUUAUCUUUUUCACUUAGUAAACAGUGAUGACUGAUUACGGGUAUCCAAGCAACCAAAUUUAAUAUUUCUCGCCAUUUCUUUCGCCUAGUAUUGCUAUGCUGUACAGAAUUUUCUUUUCACGAUAGCUCCACAUUAAUUUCAUUUCAGUCGAAUCCCAUCAUCCAUUUGACCUGCAAAUCAUGUUUUUUUUUUCAAUAAUCCUUUUUGAAAUGUAGUGCGUAGUACGUGCCCUCCGAUGUUGUGCUUUUGUUUGUAUCACCGUACCGUCAAAAUUUUCAUCAAUAUUACAGUAAUGGUUCGACGGA
Daphnia pulex (common water flea) is the source of this 1458-nucleotide messenger RNA. RefSeq names its product arginine and glutamate-rich protein 1-like (gene Arglu1). The coding region runs from base 410 to 1180 and encodes 256 amino acids. NCBI's taxonomy places the organism in Eukaryota, Metazoa, Arthropoda, Branchiopoda, Diplostraca, Daphniidae. Gene Ontology annotation, cellular component: mitochondrion; nucleoplasm. Gene Ontology annotation, molecular function: cadherin binding. The record is from RefSeq and is a predicted model, not a curated record. The transcript is spliced from 8 exons.